GGAAAGAGAAAAAAACCCUAAAAACAAUAUAUCCCCUUCCUUUCUCCCUCGAAACGCCAACCCUCUCUACUCUGCCGUCGUGCUGCCGCCACCACCACCACAACUACCGCCGCCGACGCCACCACCACCUGCUUCUCCACAAACCUUCACCGUGCAGAAAUGGCAGGUGAGAGACGGGUGUUGACGCUAGGCGGAAAAGGAUUUUCACUCUCUUCAGCUUCUGUGUUUGAGUUCUCUACCGCUUCUCCUCCUCCGCUCCUCAAAAUUGAUCCUUCUGCUCUUGCUAGGCUAUCUUCAUCUUCGUCCGGUCGUAAACCGGACCAACAAUCAUCUCCGGUCAUGCUACAACUAUCAGUGCCGGAUUUUCUCACCGCUGAGGAAGCGAGAGCGUCUAUUCUUCUGCUUCUGUACAAGCUAUUGCUUGGUGGAUCUUCGUCUUCCACUGCUGCUUCUCAGCUGUUGGAUAUAUUGAACAAUGGUUCUCAAACGUUAACGAUUGACCUUGAUGUUGACCGGAAAGAGGACGCUGAUCUGUUAAAACAAUGCUGGCCGGAUACUACUCUUCAUGCCAUAUGCGCCCUUUUAGACUACACCGCCACGUCAUUGGCCACAGUUUCCGAUGCGGUUGCAGCGUUGUCUUGUGAAGCUUUAAAAGCCGACACUUCCACAUUUAAUCUGUUUACGGACUCUGGUGAUGGUUUUUCUGACAAAGAUAGAGCUUCAGUUGCAAACGAUUUCAAGGUCUUGCUUAACGGUUCCAAAAUGAAAAGCGAUCUGCAGUCUGAACAAGUUUUCGACAUUCCCAGAAUUCACGGUCGUUUGAGAUCUGUUAGCAAAUCAGUCCACUCUUCAACUCAAAUCGAACUGAAUUCUACCCCGUUAGUACAGGGAACCGCCAGCAAAAACUUAGCCUCGUUAUUCUCGUCACUUGCGUUAUCUCUUCAGGAUCUUGGCGAAAGUAGUUGGCUUAGAGCGAAAAAUAUUCUUGAAGGUUUAGCGAAAGAGAACAAGUAUCCUAAUCUGGUUGAGGAUUUUAGUACCGGAUGUCCUAACAUUGAUCGGUUGAAUUCAUCCGUUACGUCUUUUGUAACAUUAAAGCUUGAAAAAAGCUACGUAAAGUCCUUGCAUGAAGUUUAUAGUUUAUCCGAGGCUGUGAGAAAGAUCCUUUCAUGGGAAGCAACGGUUUCUUUCAUUUCACUUGACGGGAUUGAAUUGAUACAAGUGCAAAAUGGUACUACUGAUGGAGUAAGUGCGGCGACACCAGAGAAGAAAAAGGAUAAGAAAAAGAAGGUUAUGGGAAAAGGCACAACCGUGUUGAUGCAGUCGUUUGCGACCAAUAUCGUAAUCGAUAGUUCGUCUCUCACACAGAAAGUGUCACAGGGGUUUCUUUCUUUAUUCGACAUGAAAUCCUUGGGAUUUGAACCUCUAGUACAGAAAGUCAAAGAAGUUGUUGAAAGCAACGAGAGCAGACGGCUUCCCAAGAUUCCCAAGGGGACUCGUGAUUUUGCAAAAGAACAGAUGGCUAUACGAGAAAAAGCAUUUUCAAUCAUUGCCAAUGUUUUUAAGCGGCAUGGUGCUAUGGCACUCGACACCCCUGUAUUCGAAUUGAGAGAAACGUUAACAGGAAAAUAUGGGGAAGAUUCGAAGUUGAUUUAUGAUCUGGCUGAUCAGGGUGGCGAGCUUUGUUCCCUGCGGUAUGAUUUAACAGUUCCGUUUGCUCGAUAUGUUGCUAUGAAUGGUAUCACAUCGUUCAGACGGUACCAGAUUGCAAAAGUGUAUAGAAGGGACAACCCAUCUAAAGGAAGAUACCGUGAAUUUUAUCAAUGUGAUUUUGACAUUGCUGGUGAUGAAACCACAGGCGCGGACUUUGAGGUGGUUAAAAUUUUGACUGAAUUGCUUGACGAGUUAAACAUCGGUGCUUAUGAGAUAAAGCUGAACCAUCGAAAGUUACUGGAUGGAAUGUUGGAUAUAUGUGGCGUGCCAGCUGGCAAAUUUCGAACCGUCUGUUCAAGCAUAGACAAACUAGACAAGCAAUCAUUUGAGCAAAUUAGAAACGAAUUGAUUGUAGAGAAGGGGUUAGAUGCCGAAACCGUGGAGAAAAUUGGUUCAUACGUGACACAAAGGGACCACCCUUUGAAAUUAUUAGCAAAACUUAAAGAAGACGGAAGUGAAUUUCUGAAAAACGAUUCAUCAAAGCAAGCGUUGAAUGAGUUAGAGAAGUUAUUCCAAGCGCUGGACAAUGCAAGAUGCGUUGACAAAGUCGUUUUCGAUUUGAGUUUGGCAAGAGGCCUUGAUUAUUACACUGGUGUCAUAUACGAAGCCGUUUUCAAAGGGACUACACAGGUUGGUUCAAUUGCUGCGGGUGGACGUUAUGACAAGCUUAUAGGCAUGUUUACUAAAAAAGACGUUGCUGCAAUCGGUGUCAGUCUGGGAAUAGAACGUGUAUUCGCAAUAAUGGAAGGAAACCAAAAAGAAGGGAAUCAGGUUGUUCGAGCCAGCGAGACACAAGUGUUAGUGAGCAUCCUAGGGGAUGACUUGUCAUUAGCGGCUAAACUCGUGAGCAUGUGCUGGGAUGCAAAACUGAAAGCGGAGUUCCUGGUGAAUAAAAGGUUGAACAAGCACUUUGACCGUGCGAAAGAAUUCGGAAUCCCUUGGAUGGUGAUUGUCGGUGAACAAGAAAUCAAAAAAGGAACCGUCAGGUUGAAAAACAAGGAUGCCAAUGUUGAGAAAGAGUGCGCUACAAGCAAUUUCGUUGAUGAGCUCAUCGGACUUAUGAACAACCAGGUAGCUCAAUAAAGAUAAUGAAGUAACUGUUUUCAAUUGGUUUUAUAUAUUUGAUAGAGUGGUCAACUUGUUUCUUUUGAACCAUGUAUUUAGUCAAAUGUUGCAUUUUAUUUGAAAUGUAAGGAUUAUAUUUGAUGACA
This is a messenger RNA of Helianthus annuus (common sunflower), 2924 nucleotides long. RefSeq names its product histidine--tRNA ligase, cytoplasmic. The record is from RefSeq and is a predicted model, not a curated record. Bases 160 to 2796 code for a protein of 878 amino acids. Gene Ontology annotation, molecular function: histidine-tRNA ligase activity; ATP binding. The transcript is spliced from 8 exons. Gene Ontology annotation, biological process: histidyl-tRNA aminoacylation; mitochondrial translation. Gene Ontology annotation, cellular component: mitochondrion. NCBI's taxonomy places the organism in Eukaryota, Viridiplantae, Streptophyta, Magnoliopsida, Asterales, Asteraceae.